AUGCCAGACGAAGAACAUCAUGAAGCCUCAAUUCGAAACGCCGCUCGACCCAACGAUGCGGAACCCAAAGACCAGAGCGCCAUGGAAGUCCUCCUACUCGAUCGCUUCACAUGGGCUAACUACACCUGCACGCAAUCCACCGGCGGCGUAGCGAUUCUCCUAUCCCAAACCCCCCAUCAAUUCCGUGGCCUCCAAACCGCCGGCGUCGUAGUCUUCAUCCUCAACCUAGUUCUAUUCACCCUUUUCACCACAGCCAUGAUCACCCGAUUCAUCCAGAGACCGUCCAACAUCCGCAAAUCCCUCACGAAACCCCCAGAAGCCUACUUCGCCGGUUCGCUCUGGCUCUCAAUAGCGACCAUCAUCAUAUGCACGCAGCGUUUCGGCACUCCGCACACGGGUUCAUGGAUCCUCGUCGCCGUGCGGGUUCUCUUCUGGACCUACGCGGCUAUCACAUUGACGUAUAACAUCGCCAUCUUCGUCAUCAUGUUUGUCACUCGCCCCCUCGCGCCAGGCGUCAUGCACCCGCCGAUGUUUCUGAUGAUCUACAACGCCAUGUUGACCGGCACCGUCGCGGCGUGCAUCGCAGCCAAUCAGCCCCCUUCACAACGAAUGGCCAUCAUUGUAGCCGGGGUUACCUUCCAAGGUCUUGGGUGGAUGUUAUGUCUUCUCUUCCUUCCGCUCUUCGUAUCAAACAUGCUCAUUCAUGGUCUUGGCCCGGUAAACCAGCGCCCCGGCCUCUUCAUCUCCGUGGGUUCAUCAGGCUACACCAUCGUGGCGCUUAUUGGGUGUGCAAGGGCGAUUCCUAACGACUACGGAUACUUCGCGAAACACCCUACCGCAUCCGAAACGUUGAAUAUCAUGGCCCUAUGGAUAAGUAUAUUCCUAUGGCUUUUCACGUUCUGGUUAUUCGCGAUAGCGCUAGUUUCUCAUGUACCCAUUCUAAUAUCCAAAUGGGGCAAUGAUAGUAAUAUGGCGCAAGGACAGAUGAGUUUCACACUUCCUUGGUGGGCUAUCAUCUUCCCAAAUGUGGGCUUCACGAUUGCUACGAUUUAUAUUGGCGAGGAGCUGGAAUCGGACGCUCUUGCUUGGGUGGGAACCGUCAUGGCGGUGCUGGUCUUUGUGGCGUGGCUUAUGGACCUGUUCUUGCAUCUCAAGUCAAUAUUUCAACGGCGGAUCAUGUAA
Aspergillus affinis is the source of this 1182-nucleotide messenger RNA. Its product is annotated as tellurite-resistance/dicarboxylate transporter family protein. Gene Ontology annotation, cellular component: membrane. Gene Ontology annotation, biological process: malate transmembrane transport. The coding region runs from base 1 to 1182 and encodes 393 amino acids. Gene Ontology annotation, molecular function: malate transmembrane transporter activity. The record is from RefSeq and is a predicted model, not a curated record. NCBI's taxonomy places the organism in Eukaryota, Fungi, Ascomycota, Eurotiomycetes, Eurotiales, Aspergillaceae. The transcript has a single exon.